Messenger RNA from Emiliania huxleyi CCMP1516, 981 nucleotides. RefSeq lists its product as hypothetical. The record is from RefSeq and is a predicted model, not a curated record. The coding region runs from base 1 to 981 and encodes 326 amino acids. NCBI's taxonomy places the organism in Eukaryota, Haptophyta, Isochrysidales, Noelaerhabdaceae. The transcript is spliced from 2 exons.
AUGGCCGACGGUGGUUCAUCGCAGUCGUCAGGCGCGCCGUCGUGCGGCUUGCGCCGCUGGAAGCUGUCGCGCCUCGACAUCGUGGUUCCGGAAGGCACCAACACGAGCGAACUUGCCGUCGCUAGCUAUGUUGAUGUCGAUGAGGCGCUGCCACUCGAGCCGUUCGCCAAUCGAAAGAUUGCCGGGCCUCUCGACAGAGACCAAGCGAUCGCGGCGAGGCGAGUGCAGGCGGAGAUGCACGAGGCCACUGUGGGAGGCUCGAGCGCUUGGGUCCACCGCGCGUGGGCUCUGGCGAACGCCGCGGUCUUUCGCGACAAAUCCGUUGUCGAGCUCGGCGCGGGCUGCGGGCUGCUCGGCAUCAGCGUGGCGGCGGCAUGUGGCCCACGGAGCGUGUGGCUGAGCGACUUUCGCGGUCACUUUCGCAGUGAGGCGACGGUGAUGCACCUGCUACGCGACAAUGUCGCAAGCAAUCGUGCCCGGCUACCCUUGGAGCCGGCGUGCCUGCGAGUGCUGGAGCUCGACUGGUCGCAGCCGACGAAGCCGGUGGAGUGGAGCAUGGACGCUGCGCAGCCACCGGCGGAGGACUCGCCACGGUCCUCCGCAGAGGCGGCAGCCGCGGCCGCGGAGCCAGCGCGGGAUUGCUCGUGGGCGCCGUGCGAUGUCGUGAUCGCCACCGAAGUGCUGUACUCUAUCGAAGGCGCACGGCUGCUGGCGGCGCUGCUGCCGCACUGGCUGAGCCGCCCGCACGGCGCGGCGUACGUGCUCAACAAUGCGCGCCGCACGGGCGUCGACGCGUUCGCGGCCGCAUGCGAGGCGCACCAGCUGCGCGUCGAGGAGAUCUCGUGCGGCGAGACGGUGGACGAGGCGCUCGCCGCGGCGACGUGCACGCUCGGAGGCGAGGAAAGGCAGGGCCCCAGGGACGAUUACGUUCACUUCCGCGUGAUGUGGUGCGCUCCAGACGUCUCGACCACCGGGCUGUGA